Molecule: messenger RNA, 1128 nt
Organism: Vicia faba (fava bean)
Lineage: Eukaryota; Viridiplantae; Streptophyta; Magnoliopsida; Fabales; Fabaceae
Source: the annotation of a GenBank genome assembly
AUGGUUCCUUGUACGAGCAUUCGAUUACGGGCUAAUUCUGGUUCUGGAUAUGAGGAAGUUGUGAUCAGAAAUGGUGGAGAGGGAGAUCGGGUUGAGGAAUUGAGCUGUAAUGAGGUGAUUGGUGGCCGUGGUUUGGUGUUGUCGGAGGAGGCUCGCCGUGUUAUAGCUGCGGAGAGGGUUCCUCUUGUUUCUUUGGCUGAUGUUGUCGGUGGUGGUGGUGGUAGGGAUGGCUCUUCUGCUCACUCGAGGAUUGAUUUUCAGCGGAUUGUGAAGCUUGUUGAACGGAUUCUUCCUUUCUCACUGUUGUUGUUGGUUGUUUUGAUUCGCCAGCAUUUGCAAGGUUUCUUUGUCACAAUCAGUGUAUCAGCUGUAAUGUUCAAGUCAAAUGAAAUUGUUAAGAAACAGACUGCUCUAAAGGGAGAUCAGAAAGUCUCUAUCCUUCUUGGUGUCUCUUUUUCCUUUGCGCUGUAUGUGACAUGCAUUUACUGGUGGUAUCGGAAUGAUGAUAUUUUACUUCCACUGGCCUUGUUUCCACCAAAAGCAACACCACCUUUCUGGCAUGCAAUAUUCAUCAUUUUGGUUAAUGACAUAUUGGUGCGGCAAGCGACAAUGGCUUUCAAGUGUUUGUUGCUGCUUUACUACAAAAAUGGCAGAUGCCAUAAUUUCCGUCGACAGGCUCAAAUGUUAACUCUGGUUGAAUACACACUGCUGCUGUAUCGUGCUUUCUUGCCAACGCCAGUUUGGUACCGAUUUUUCUUUAACAAGGACUUUGGAAGUCUCUUCUCGUCAUUGAUCACAGGAUUGUAUAUAACAUUCAAGCUAACAUCUGCAGUUGAGAAAGUCCAAUGCUUUAUUCGUGCUUUAAAAGCGUUGUCAAGAAAGGAAGUUCAUUAUGGGGUUUAUGCCACAACAGAACAGGUCAGUGCUGCUGGUGAUCUUUGCGCUAUAUGCCAAGAGAAGAUGCACGGUCCUAUCCUGUUGUGCUGUAAACACAUGUUCUGCGAGGAGUGUGUAUCCGAAUGGUUUGAAAGAGAAUGGACUUGCCCGUUAUGCAGGAUAUUGGUAAAACAUGCUGAUCUGCGGACCUUUGGAGAUGGAUCAACAAGUUUGUUUUUUCAACUGUUUUGA